CGGAGCUUGCGCGCUGCCGCGUCCCCUCACUUGCGGACUGGUGUCACCGUGUCCGGGACGUCUGGGACAUGCUGCCUGACUGCCUGUCCGCAGAGGACGAGCAGCGCUGCCGGCAGCUGCUAGCACGGACCACUGCCGGGUUACGCUCGCGGCCCGCCGCGGCCGCAGUGCUUGUGCCGCUGUGCCUGGUGCGCGGGGUCCCGGCGCUGCUCUACACUCUGCGCUCUAGUCGCCUGGUUGGGAGGCACAAAGGGGAAGUCAGUUUCCCAGGUGGUAAGUGUGAUCCUGGCGACCAAGAUGUAAUACAUACGGCCCUUCGGGAGACUCAGGAGGAGCUGGGCCUAGAGGUGUCCAAGGAGCACGUGUGGGGUGUCCUGCAGCCAGUGUAUGACCGGAGAAAGGCAACCAUAGUCCCGGUGCUUGCCAAUGUGGGCCCACUGGAUCUGCAGAGCCUCAGGCCCAACCCUGAGGAGGUGAAUGGGGGCUACUGGGGAGCUGGGCUAACCUACCAGGGGAUUCACAGGCAGGCCUCUGUCCAGCCCCUCUCUGUCUCCUGUCCACAGGUGGAUGAAGUAUUUGAGCUGUCUCUGGCCCACUUGCUGCAGACACAGAACCAGGGGUAUACCCACUUCUGCCAGGGUGGCCACUUCUGCUACACACUGCCUGUCUUCUUGCAUGGACCACACCGUGUCUGGGGCAUCUCAGCUGUCAUCACUGAGCUCACCCUGAAACUGCUGGCCCCUGGCAUCUACCAGCCCUCCCUAGCUGUCCCCGAGUUGCCUAGAGGUUGAGGCCUGCCUGGCCUUUCAGUGCCUCUGCCUUGAUUUGGCCAGGCUACUCCAGAACUGAUUAAAAGAGUGUUUGACAACUC
Rattus norvegicus (Norway rat) is the source of this 871-nucleotide messenger RNA. The record is from RefSeq and is a predicted model, not a curated record. NCBI's taxonomy places the organism in Eukaryota, Metazoa, Chordata, Mammalia, Rodentia, Muridae.